AUGUUCCGGGCGCUGCUGCUGCUGCUGCUCGCGCAGGAUGCGCUCUCGCUGCAGAUCGCCGUCCGCCCGCUCGCUCCGGCGACGCUCUCGCGCUCGCCGGCUGUGCACGCGCAGUUCGGUGGCGGCGAGAAGCCAAAGGGGCUCUCGAGAGACAGUGAGCCGGAGGAGUUCUUCAAGACCAACAUGGACGCGAUGUCGGACGAGGAGAAGCUGAAGUCUCCAGUGGUUUGGAUCGGUCUCUCCAUUCUCGUGCUCCCCUUCAUCGCGGGGGUGAUCGCGCUUGAGUUCUCAAAGUAA
This is a messenger RNA of Emiliania huxleyi CCMP1516, 297 nucleotides long. RefSeq lists its product as hypothetical. The record is from RefSeq and is a predicted model, not a curated record. The transcript has 2 exons. NCBI's taxonomy places the organism in Eukaryota, Haptophyta, Isochrysidales, Noelaerhabdaceae. Bases 1 to 297 code for a protein of 98 amino acids.